This is a messenger RNA of Exophiala oligosperma, 309 nucleotides long. RefSeq names its product glutaredoxin. The coding region runs from base 1 to 309 and encodes 102 amino acids. Gene Ontology annotation, cellular component: nucleus; cytoplasm. The record is from RefSeq and is a predicted model, not a curated record. Lineage: Eukaryota; Fungi; Ascomycota; Eurotiomycetes; Chaetothyriales; Herpotrichiellaceae. Gene Ontology annotation, biological process: cellular response to oxidative stress. Gene Ontology annotation, molecular function: glutathione disulfide oxidoreductase activity. The transcript is spliced from 2 exons.
AUGUCUGCCGCAAAGCAAAAGGCGCAGCAGAUCAUCGAAGACAAUUCCGUCGUGGUCUUUAGCAAGAGCUAUUGCCCGUAUUGCAGAGCCACCAAGUCUUUGUUGAACGACAAACAUGCAAAGUAUUUCUUGAUGGAAUUGGAUCAAGUUGACGACGGUGCAGCGCUUCAAGACGCCCUCGAAGAAAUCACUGGCCAGCGCAGCGUUCCCAACAUCUUCAUCGCCCAGAAGCAUAUCGGUGGAAACUCAGACAUUCAGGCAAAGAAGGCACAGCUUGACGAUAUGCUGAGGAGCGCGGGUGCCAUUUGA